Messenger RNA from Hyalella azteca, 2210 nucleotides. It is a transcript of the gene kdn, whose product is annotated as probable citrate synthase 1, mitochondrial. Gene Ontology annotation, biological process: citrate metabolic process; tricarboxylic acid cycle; carbohydrate metabolic process. Lineage: Eukaryota; Metazoa; Arthropoda; Malacostraca; Amphipoda; Hyalellidae. The transcript has 8 exons. Gene Ontology annotation, cellular component: mitochondrial matrix. The record is from RefSeq and is a predicted model, not a curated record. Bases 89 to 1504 code for a protein of 471 amino acids.
AUCACACUCAUUUCUAGACUGACAGUGCCAGGGUUGGCUGCGCGGCGCUCCAGUAAAAUUAUUUAUUUUUUUACUAUUUUCAGCAGGCAUGUCUCUUUUUCGGAAUGUUGUGUCGAAGGCCUUGAGCUCCCCUCAGGCUGUGUGUCCCUUGUCAUGCAGCACCCGAGCUCAACCCUACUCAACUGAAAGCUCCAGCCUUAAAGAUGUCAUGAUGGAAAAAGUUCCUGCAAUGCAGGCUGAAGUUAAAGAAUUUAGAAAGCAGCAUGGCAAGACUCCUGUUGGUCAGGUCACUGUAGACAUGAUGUACGGUGGCAUGCGAGGCAUCAAGGGCCUUGUAACGGAGACAUCUGUGCUGGACCCGGAAGAGGGCAUCAGGUUCCGUGGCUACAGUCUUCCUGAGUGCCAGAAACUUCUUCCUAAAGCUGCUGGUGGAGAAGAGCCUCUCCCUGAAGGAACGUUUUGGCUUCUGCUCACUGGUGAUAUCCCCACUCAGAAGCAGGCUGAUAGUCUCAGUGAGGAGUGGGCUAACCGUGCAGACCUUCCCCCCUAUGUGCUGAAUAUGCUCAACAACUUCCCCUCAGCACUGCAUCCUAUGGCUCAGUUCUCUGCUGCGAUCACGGCCCUGAACUCCGAGAGCAAAUUUGCUAAGGCAUAUGCUCAGGGUGUGGCUAAAUCCAAGUACUGGGAGCUGUGCUACGAGGACUCCAUGAAUCUGAUAGCAAAGCUACCCACCGUCGCCGCUGUAAUUUACCGCAACCUUUAUCGCGAUGGAUCUUCUGUGAGCACCAUCGAUCCCAAGCUUGACUGGAGUGCUAACUUCACCAACAUGCUGGGCUAUGAAGACCCAAAGUUCACUGAGCUCAUGAGACUCUAUCUCACCAUCCACAGUGAUCAUGAGGGUGGCAAUGUGUCGGCUCAUACGUGCCACUUGGUGGGGUCAGCUCUCUCCGACCCGUACCUCUCAUUUGCUGCCGGCAUGAACGGUCUUGCUGGACCUCUGCACGGCCUUGCAAACCAAGAGGUUCUGGUUUGGCUCACUAAGCUGCGCAAGGAAGUCGGUGAUGAUGCAACUGAAGAGCAGCUAAAGGAGUUCAUUUGGGGCACACUCAAAGCUGGCCAGGUUGUGCCUGGCUAUGGCCACGCUGUGCUGCGAAAAACUGACCCUCGCUACACCUGCCAGAGAGAGUUUGCGCUCAAGCAUCUUCCAGAUGACAAGCUCUUCAAGCUUGUGUCUAAGGUGUACACGGUGGUGCCUGGCAUCCUUACGGAACUAGGAAAAGUAGCCAACCCCUGGCCAAACGUAGACGCCCACUCAGGCGUGCUGCUCCAGUACUAUGGCAUGACGGAGAUGUCCUACUACACAGUCCUCUUCGGCGUGUCUCGUGCGCUGGGCUGCUUGUCAUCUCUCAUCUGGGACCGCGCUCUUGGUUUGCCCAUUGAAAGACCCAAAUCUCUCAGCACCCAAGCCCUCAUGAAGAUGGUUAAGGCCAAUGCUGGGGCGUAGAAUUGUUUUAUUAAGAUGAAUAUGCAAGUUACUCGUAGCGAUGUGUUGUUGGGGGGAGUGUCACGUAAGGAAUUGUGUUACGGGGAUUGAAGUUGUAAACAGCGAUGCACGUUUGUGGAACGGUAGUGCUAUAUAAACGGCAGCUGAGUUCACCGAAAUUAGUCACGCUGAAUGCUACCUAUCCCUUGGGUAUGGUUUGGAUUUAGCUAUUUGCGGUUGUCCUGUCAAUGAUUGUGCUCUUAAACUGAUCUUCCAAGUUACAGCUCAUUCUAACUUCCGAUGUUCUAAAUGUGCGAUAUUUUCACGGCAGAUAAUAAUGCAUUUCCCACAAAUAUUCUUUACCAACGUUGACCUGCUAUCCAAAUCUUUCACUUUUGAACUUUCACUCCCUCGGUUGUCAUCAAGCUAAAGUUUCUUUCAGCGAAUUCAGUAUUAUACGCUUUUUCAGUUAUUUAUUCUGCUUCUUCUCUCAGCUUCGCCUGCUGCUAUUUAAUUUUUCUGAUUCAAUGCAAUUAAGAUUCUAAAUAUUUAAUAAGAAAUAUGCGUGUCAAAUGAGUUUUCAUAGCUUAAGUUGAAUUUAUCAGUCAUGCGGCUUUUAAGUUGAAACAAUUUUGAUGUGUAAAUAAUGUACUAUAGCUCAGAACUCUAUUGUUUGGCCCGCUGUAAAAUGAUCGGACGAGUUGGAAGUACAAUGAUCACUUGGAAA